Messenger RNA from Bombyx mori (domestic silkworm), 3757 nucleotides. RefSeq lists its product as uncharacterized. The record is from RefSeq and is a predicted model, not a curated record. The transcript is spliced from 2 exons. NCBI's taxonomy places the organism in Eukaryota, Metazoa, Arthropoda, Insecta, Lepidoptera, Bombycidae. The coding region runs from base 1319 to 2482 and encodes 387 amino acids.
UUAAGUGUAUAAUCUAUGCUUGGUGCUUGUGCUUACGUUCAAAAUGGAUAUCGACGCUUGAAAGGCAAACAUGACUAAGCGACAAUAACUGCUUUGUACAUUAAUGAUAGGCAAUAACCAUAUUCGAUGCGCAAAAAAAAUAUAUUUCUAGGUCUAUUAAAAUAAUUUCAAUCCUACAGCUACUAGCUAGAUUCUACUACAGCUAGAUUCGUUAAAAUAGAUUUUGUUUUCAGGUAUUUCAACUUUAAAUUAGUCUACUGUAAAUUUCACGCAUUGUCGCUUAGUCACGUUUGCCUUUCAAGCGUCGAUAUGUUUUGAUUUUUCUUCCCACUUGACAUUGGCGAAAUCUAAAAGGAAACGCAAUAAACCUAAGAGAUAGAUAGAUAGAUUUUUCUUCGAUUUAUUUUACUGGCUUUGUUUUAUGGAUUUUAUCCUCCUUUCAACGACGACUUUGGCUCAGGAGUAAAGGAUCGCAGCUACAUUCGAUUAAGGAUACCGAUCAAUAACGUUUCAUACUACGACUGAAAAACAUUGGGUGAAUUGUGGUUUUAACCUGACCGAGAUUCAAAACCGUGUAUAUACCCUCCUGUGCUAUUUUUAGAUGAUUUACUAAUUGUGUAUGAAGAUGAAGAAAAUAUAGAUAUUUAAAGAAGCAUGUGUUUUUAUACCCUAACUACAAUUGGAUAAAAAUACAUUAGACUCGCGGCGCCACCCCGAAGUCGCCCGAUCGAUGAGUUGUCGAGGAGUUCAUCGACGACCAACGACGCCGGUCUCUGCGGUACAGCGGCCCGUCAGGUAGCCUGGGCGAUGCCUACUGGUGCUCAGGGAAACCACGUUGGGUCUGAAAUAGCCUGCCCGGUCGAAACUCGAUACCCCGCCGACCGGGUUGCUCUUCCACAUUACCUCCGGCGAUGACAGCGAUGACGGCAACGAGGACUGCUGUACACCGGGUUCCUGCAAGCACAUUCUCCUGUGUGGUGUAUAAAACGAUUUCAUAGGUUUUCACAAUUUAUAGUUGCAUUAAGAAUGUCGCUGUAUUACAGACUAUCGUGAACUUGGCCAUCUACCUAGUGUAAGAAAAUAUAAAAAUGGUUAUUUAAAUUACAACUUCAGUUCAUUAUAACAAAAUGACUAGAAAUUUAUUUUGAAUAUGUAUUAUUAUUUUUAAAAUAAAUGCGUCUUGACUGUGUACACUCAACGUUAGCUUACAGUAUCAUUGCGCAGGUGCUGACUAUAUAAGUAGGACUCAUCACAGUCGUUAUCUAAAGGGCGUUAUAGUAACAUUCGUUAUUGUGAUAUUUUAUAUAAAGCCCACAAUAUGAUAGAACAACAAAUGUCAAUAUUAAGAAAGAUUCGAUUUUAUCAGUUCCUGGAGAGACAUUAUUAUUGGGUAGAUGUAACCCAUAUAGAGAGUCCCGAUGAAUUCUAUGUGCGUCCUGUUGCAUUCCGUAACGAUUUACGAUUCCUGCAAGCACCUCGGGAACUGAUAAAGGUAUGUGAGUUGCAAAUCGGGCGCAUCGUGUCUUACAAGUCAGAAGUUGUGCAAUGCUUCGUUCGUGGUCAACUUAUUCUCAUCCAAAUGAUACCAUCUGGGGUAGGGCACGAAAUUGUGUGCGAUCUAUUUGCUAUGGAUUAUGGCUUCAUUGAUAAGCAGAUACCGAUUUGGAAAAUAUUCAAGAUUCGUAAGUAUGCCAAUCUUCCAGCACUCAGUACCAAAUGCAGUCUUGCAAAUUAUGUGCUAAAACCUUCACCAGCAGAAACGAAAAAUGAUACGCUCAUAAUGCGGCAGGCUCUUGGCGUGAAACGUGCAAAGAUGAGAGUAUGCGCGAAGUAUGGAAACACUAUUCUGGUCGACUUGAAUGAAGGCACUCCGAACGAUGUUUCAAUCUCCAUUGUGCAGAUGAACAACCCUCCCAGCAAAUAUAUGGUAGAGUUGGACGAAGAAGUCAAUGAGGUAGCACGUCGCCAGCUCCGCUACAUUCGCUGUCACGUCGGUGAUGUCUUGCAUGUGAUUAUGCGAUACGUCAGCACGCCUUAUCGCUUUUUCGUUAGCGAUAUUAGGACAUACCGUGCAUACAUAGCAAGCCGACCCGAUUUCUCUUACUAUUGCCAGUAUCAGCAACCAUUGACCCUCGACAAAGUUCAUCCAGGCCUCUGUGUCGCUAUUGAGCUACCAGAUGAAAUAUAUGAGAGAGCAAUUGUUUUAACCGUUGACAAAAAAGAAAAAAAAAUACUUGUCAACAAAAUUGAUUUUGGUGAGGUUAUAGAAACCACAAUCGACAAGCUGAAACCUGUUAAAGAACAAGUAUUCAACCACAUGCCCGCAUUGGCUAUGUGCUGUUCCAGUAGCUUGGCCGCCCCUUAUGCUUAUGAAUUGAUGAAAGAGCUUGAGAAGAAACCCGAAUUUAUGAUUCGAUUCACUAGCAUUGGAUGUACCUUUGAGACUCCCAGCCUGGUGGACAUUAUUCCAAUAAUUGAGUAAACUUAAAGAUUUUUAGAAUUUCUCUCCCAUAAUGCAUUGGAUCUAUACACUUUAAUUACAUUGUUGUGUUAAUACGUAUAAUCGAUGUGUCGUAUCUUUCUAAAUGUACUUUCUUACAUAUAUUUCCCUAUUAUUAUUAAAUUUUAUUAAUUUUGUUAAAAUGGAAUGCUAAGAAUGGAACAACAAGGGAUUGUCAGACGUCCACGUAUUUUUAUGACUUACAACGGUACAUUUAUCUAUAUACUCGUAUGUACCUACUUUAUAUAAAUAGACUUCACAACGUGUUUAACAUUGGGUAAAUUUUUAAAUUUAAAAGGUUCGUUUUAUAUGUGAACGAUAACAUUAAAAACUAAGACCGCUAUUUUAGAGCCACUGACAUUUUUGUCACACUUAAGCGUAAUAUGAUUACAUAAUUAGCAUAGUCUCGAAAUUUGACAGGGUCUCUUUGAGAAUUCCUUGCAAGACUGAAUUAGGAAAACUUAACUUUAUCGUGCUUACAACAAUAAAAUUAAGUUCGGACAGGUGCGAUUUUAUGAUGGAUGUAGGAAAGGUAUUAUACCGUUUGUUUACGUACAAUUUUGAAUUGUAAUAUUUGUACUCUUUUUACUGAUAUUGUUUAGUUAUACUAUACACCUAAUUAAGUACGUUUUGCUACAAUACUAUAUAUUUCCAUCGAUGUUUCUUGCCUAACUGUUGUUUAGCUCUAUCGAUAUGCGAUUAUUGUACGUCGUUUUAAAUGCGUGUACACGUUUAAUAGAUGUUGUUUUUUUAAAAUAUCUGGGUGUUAGAAAGUAAUUCAGUAUUCAUAUGUAGUUAAGUCAUUUAAAUGUAUUAAGUCAUAUAAUAUUCUUGGUGUCAAAACGUUUUAAUGAACUUUUAUUAUAAAUUAUUGAAAAGAACCCUCAGACACAGCCCACUGAGUUUCUCGCCGGAUCUUCUCAGUGGGUCGCGUUUCCGAUCCGGUGGUAGAUUCUGCGAAGCACGGCUCUUGCUAGGGUUCGUGUUAGCAACGUCUUCAGGUUUGAGCCCCGUGAGCUCACCUACUAGUUAAGGCGACGCUGAUAUAGCCUCUCAAGGCUAUCAUCAUAAGUAGGAAAAAAAAUAUUGAAAAGAUGUGGUUAAAUGCAUGUGAGUAACAUCGUUUAUUGGUAGAUUAUAGAAUAAAAACAUCAAUUGAAUUUUUUUAAUACGUAUAGAAUUAAUCGAUCGCGUUUCGUGUUCUUCGACGCACAAUCUAACUUAAUAAAUACUCAUUGAAUAUUUAUAUCGAAAUAA